AUGAUUGCCUUGUUAAGUUGUCGUAGUCUACGUCAUGGUCAAUUCUUUACGGUUCGUGACAGGAUAUACAGCGAUGACAGUGCCGUUGAUGCUAUAUUUGCAAGCGCUCACAACCAUUGUUUUGUUAAUUAUGGCAGUGACAAUUGCUUCAAGAAUCUGAUACAAAAGAAAGAUCUUCUUGAAUUUGAUCAAAUUCUUUGUAGCGGGGUUCCACAGGCAUCAUUGUUUGAGAAAGUAUAUAGCAGGAGUCCUGCAACUUUCAGCUAUGAUUUUGCAUAUGCCAUGAUCAAAAUGGGAAAUAUCAAUCCUCUCUUUGGAACUACUGGGGAAAUUAGGAAAAUCUGCAGUGCCGUCAACUAA
Hevea brasiliensis (rubber tree) is the source of this 360-nucleotide messenger RNA. RefSeq names its product peroxidase 5-like. The record is from RefSeq and is a predicted model, not a curated record. The transcript has a single exon. Gene Ontology annotation, biological process: response to oxidative stress. Gene Ontology annotation, molecular function: heme binding; peroxidase activity. The coding region runs from base 1 to 360 and encodes 119 amino acids. Lineage: Eukaryota; Viridiplantae; Streptophyta; Magnoliopsida; Malpighiales; Euphorbiaceae.